This is a messenger RNA of Pelobates cultripes (western spadefoot toad), 4583 nucleotides long. The record is from the annotation of a GenBank genome assembly. Lineage: Eukaryota; Metazoa; Chordata; Amphibia; Anura; Pelobatidae.
AUAUAAAGCCGUGCACGACGCUGGCUGUUUUUACUUGUGCCUGUGGAGCGUGUGAGUGCGGUUGGGCCUGUUAGUGAGUGAGUGUGACAGUGAGUGUGAGCCAGGGAGACACUGCAAGGGACGUGUCUUCCCCCCCCUACAAGGAAUGUUUUCGAGCAGGCAGCCUUUUGUCAUACCCAAUCCGUCCUCAGCCCGAACAUGUCACAGGCCUUCAUGACUUCAUAAGAUAAAUCCUGUAUAAAUUAUAAAAAAAAAAAAAAAAAAUUAAUCAACUCUGAUUAAAACAAAAAAAAUCGCAAAAUCUCUAGAAAACGAAACAAGGAAACCAAAAUAAAAAUUUUGAAAAAAAAAAAAAGAAGCAACUUGGAAAAGUAAAGAAGAAAAAUAAAUAAAAAAAAUAAAAAGCCAAAUUUCCUCGGAGUUCCAUAUUGGGGCCCCUGAAUCCGGUGACCUGGGAGCCCAGACAGCCUCCAUGCAUACCCACUAUACCCGGAUCAACAUGAAGCCGGAGAUCAUCGCAGCCGUGGGCUUUCUCUCCAAAUUCCUGAGGACCAAGGGUCUGAUGAACGACCAGGAAUUGCACACCUUCAGCUUGUCCCUACAGGAGCUGCUGGCAGGUAAGACAGGGCUGAGACAGUCAGCCUUAACUCCCACUCCCAGUGCUCCGAGGCAGACAAGAGACCCAGGAUGAUGAGAUAUUAACUGGUGGGUUGCCCUUCUAAUCCUUCUAACUAGACUGGCAUCUGACACCUUCUUUUUAAAAAAAAUUUUUUUUAUUGAUGGACUCCUACUCCCACUGACCUCAGGCAUCAGCAUGUGAGGACAAUGGGAGUUGAAGUCCUAAAGCUAAAAGUCUGCGGUGUCCCAGUCCUAAUUUUUUUGGGCUCAAGGGGAUUGAUCUCUUUAGUAGCCCUGUAGCUCAAAGUUUCCUUUCUUGGUAACAAUAUUUAAUUAUCACUGUUCUAUAGCUUUGUUUCAAUGUAUAUUGUGAUUUGCAAUGUUCUAUAGCUUAAUGUAUUCUAUUGUCACUGUAAUAAUGGCGUUCUGUUAUCACUAUUCUCUAGCUUGCUUUGUAACAAUGUUUUUAUUUUAUCACUCUUGCUUACUAGCUUUCUAAUGUUUUUAUUGUCCCCAUCAAUGUCCCAUUGCAUGUGGCAGUGGGUGUUAGUAGAUGAGUGAUCCCUCUUUACCUAUUGAUUUUAAUGUUUAUGUAUGUAUAAAGCUGGCAGUGUAUUUUAAGGCUCUGUGAUGUGAGUCUUAGAUGCUGAACAGCAGCCCCCAAACUACCCUGUCUGUUUUGCUCUUAGACCAGGCUCUUUGUUCACUGUUGUUGUUUUUGUAUGGAGAUUUACCCACCCCUCGAGUGCCUGUAAGAAAUAGUAAAUUGUUUUUCCUUCUUGGGCAGACUAUGCCGAUCACAGCUUUGUUCUUUUCAGCAGACUUGCUUCCUCUUAAUCACAAAACGAACCAGGAAAUAUAUUUUAAAUCUAAUUCAUGAGUUCCUGUCACAUCACUAUAGUAAAUACAUUUGUAAAAGAAAAUCAUACAUACAAUGUAGUUCAGAUUAGUCCAACAAAUUUUAGUUUUGUAUGCGAUGUGCUUUUACAUCGAACAAAAGUAUUGCAAAUCAAAGCAGGUUCGUGUUGUAACAGCCAGCUUUUACAUGACCUCAUUCUUGUGUCUCUGCCUUUUGCUUUGGCUGUUUAGAAAUAAAUGAUAGGCCCACUCCAAUAAUACCCAUUAAUCACAAAAGUUGUCCUAUUUGCUAAAAUGUAGCACUGUUGAAACUAUGUUGUAUGACCGAAUCAGUAAAGCGAUCUGUACAAUAGGUAUUUUUUUCUGUACACAGCAGUCCUUUUGUCCUAAUAGAAAAAACAAAGGCUUGGUGAAAGAUUAGUAGUAAACACUGCCUCGCUAUAGAUUAGAGCUCCGUGCGCAGUUCAAGAUUGUGGAUAGAAUCCUGUAUUUUUUCCACUUCUUCGUUUGAUAAAAGAUUAGUAAACCUAAUAAGUUAGUCACAAUGUUCUUUAUUUGUGGUACAUUUCAUAAAAAGCCCAGAAUUGUAGACUAAACGCAGAAAAGUUUGUGUAAUUUUUAGAGGCCUUGCUGGUAAUAUGUGUUGUGGUAGACACUAACAAUUUCACUUUGCUUAAUAGAGGCUCUUAUAUGAGCCGAAACCUUGCUGCACAUCAUCCAAAACAUCGGCCUGUACUUUAGACCACUGCCCAGUCUUUUCUAUUAUUAAUUAUCUGUGGAGUUUGGUUAUCUCCAGACUGGAGGCAUGGUCAAUACAUUUAAAUUGUGCCUACCCAACUUCUUGUUUUAACACUUUAAAUGUCAGGGAAGUGUUAAGCGUACUGUGUCACAGAACCCUCAAACACGUAGGUUAUAAUUCAGGUAACAAAUGGCAGUUCCACAUAUUUUCAAUGGAAAACUGAUAUUCAGUUACUAGAUUUUUCUUUGUUCUUUAAUUUACAAGUCUUAGUCAUUUUUUAACGACAAAAGGUUUAAAAAGACAAAUUUUACCUUUAUUCCAGCAUAUAGACAGGUGCCUAACUGCAGCCUGACCCUCCUACUGUGAAGUCAUCAAGUUUGAUGCCUAUUGCCCAAUCAAAUGCUUCUCAUAAAGAAGUGCUGUGGACAUAUGGUGCAUGUGCAACAUGACUACAAUUCACCAGUCCAAGGUUUCUCUAUUCGAAACAUUGAGUGCAAUGGUUCACACCUAGCAUCUGGCAUCAGCAUACUUUGUAUAAAAUAUAUUGCAGUAUUCAAUAUAUUUUAGUCUGUAGUUCCUGGUGGCUGUGUGAACAACAGCUGCUACAGGCAUGCACAUUGCAAAAUGUAAACAGUGCUGUUUUUCCGAAACAGCACUGUGUUUAUCUGCAAGGCUGUAGAGAUAGCAUCUAUGUUCACCAAGGUCAUUUUAUUAAGAUGAUGUGAUGUUGGUGCUUAGUGUCCCUUUAAGUUUAUCUCAUGUACCCUAAUCUAAAGUGUUAAGACCAAUGUCAUAAAUUCAGAUAGUCGUCGCUCCCCCCACCUCCCUCUACUCUCUAGAAAACAUACAGAAUAGUUUAACUGCACUUAGCAGCUGUCAAUAUUGUAAUUAAAUUUUCUUAGCCCCAUGUUAAUUUGUCACAUAAUUUCUGCUUGUGCCAAACAAUCGAUGUAACAAUAGAAUCUUGGUACUGAGCAAAGUCCUUUAACACUGCUUGUUUUGUAUUUUUCUUUUGUUUUUAGAUCAUUAUCGACAUCACUGGUUUCCAGAAAAGCCCUCAAGGGGGUCAGCCUACCGCUGUAUUCGGAUUAAUCACAAGAUGGAUCCUUUGAUUGGGCAAGCAGCAGAUCGCAUUGGGCUGAACAGCCAGCAAAUGUUUAAGCUUCUGCCAAGUGAACUCACUUUAUGGAUUGAUCCCUAUGAAGUGUCUUAUCGAAUUGGCGAGGAUGGUUCCAUAUGUGUUCUGUAUGAAUCUGUACCAGCUGGGGUUAGCAGUCAAAAUGGCUGCAGCUCUCUUGUUGACAGCAGGAUUAGCUGUAAAGAUGAACUUUUACUGGGCCGAACCAGCCCAUCCAAAACAUACAAUAUGAUGACUGUAUCUGGUUAAGAUAUGGUCGAUAGUUGGAUCAUCUUGUAACAGAUGGAAAAUAUUGUCUUUAAUUCGGGAGGGCUCCUAUGGGGAUGGAUUGUGAAUUUUAAACAAUGUCACAGCUGUGAAGAUCGGGCACAAAAUAGUGGUAGUACCUAUUAAAGUGAUAGUGCCGUAGUUUUGACAGUACCUUUCCUUACUUAAAUAGUCUGUAUUUAGGAGGAUUUUAUGACAAAACAUUUUAUAAAGGCUGUUUACAGUCUCAAAGUGUUUGCCAUUAGACACAUUUAGUGUUUUUAUCUGUAUUAAUCUUUGAAUCCAAAGCUCCAAUGUUUUUAUAAAGUUAUUUCACUCUCAGCAGACUGUCCUGCAGAGUACAACUUGCACUAAUGAACUCAAAUAUAAUUUUUUUUUCUUUUUUUUUCUGGCAGCUCAGUAGCAAAGUGUGAACAGUUUGAAAUAUGAAAUAUACUGGAAUUGUAAAUGACAGACAACUUGCACUGAAAUAUGUAUAGAUGUGUAUAUAUAAAAGAUGUGAGAAUAUUUCAAGUCUGCUAAACAUACUUGAGGGUCCUACAUAUUGUGAUAUGAACUUGAAAGACCAUAUAUAAAUUCUACCAUAACCACAGACUUUAAAAUUACAUGCGAAAGAUACUGUCUAAACUACUGCAUUCUCACCUGCCAGUUUAUCUGUACAUUUAUUAGCUUGUUAGUUUUCUAAGACGGAGUAAACUUCUUAUUUUUAGAAAGUGGAGUUCUGCUUUGUAAUUUCUUGUACUUAAUUGGGUAAAAGUCUUUUUUUUUUUUUUUUUCUUCCACAAACCAUCUAUUUUGUGAACUUUGUUAGUCCUCUUUUAUUUGAUAAAUUAUGAACUGAUGUAAAUUUGUACAGUUCAUGUAUAUUGAUUGUGGCAAAGAUGUACAGAUUUCUAUAUUUUGAAUGAGAAAAUUUUCUUCUCUAUAAUAAAUUUGUUUCUUAUCUCAGCAUUUUAAAUGAAU